CAGUGGCACGGCGCUCGCUGCUCCACAUUGUUCCGCUGAAGCUCACUCCCUUUCACUCGGACCACUCCGAGUCAGAGCAGGAGGCACUGGGGAAGAGAGGUUUAGCAGGUGGAGCUCUCCAAGCGCUUCCGUCCUUCCCCAGGACAUUGAGCCAGCUCACCACAGUGACAACCAGGAGGCUUGUCACUCUCCGAACACCUCCAGAACAUCCUCUAUUGAAUCACCUUCCUGUCGGGUUUGCGUUCUUCCUCGGAUUGCCUGGAAUUGCUGGGUUACGCAGAGCCAUGGGGCCAGGGGUGAGGGGGGCAUUGAACAUCUGCACGUGGAGACGCGCCGUGCUGUGUCUGAGGAGACUGCUCUUACUGUUCUGUGGAGUCCACGCUGUCCACGCUCAAACCUCAGGAGACAGCAAGUCAGUAUACUUCUGGGAGACAGGGCCGUGGGGGAGGUGCAUGGGCAGCGAGUGUGGCCUGGGUGGCAGUCAGAGCCGGGCAGUAUGGUGCGCCCAUGUGGAGGGCUGGACCACGCUGCCUACCAACUGCCUCCAGGGAGUGCGUCCCGCCAACCAGCAGAGCUGUUUCCGUGUGUGUGACUGGCACCGUGAGCUGUAUGACUGGCAAGUGGGCACCUGGGGUCGGUGCAUGCCCGUGGCUCCACGCUCGGCCGGCGAGCACCCGGUCACCUGCUCGCAGGCCGAGGAGGGAAUCCAGACACGGGAGGUUAGGUGUGCUCUGAGGUCCGACGGCUCCCUCGCCACCGACACCAUCUGCGAGUAUUUUGAGCCACGGCCGCUCCUGGAGCAGGCCUGUCUGAUCCCAUGCCCGCGUGACUGUGUGGUGUCGUACUUCAGUCCCUGGACUGCCUGCUCCAAGACGUGCGGCCUGGGCCUUCAGAACCGCGCGCGAUCCGUGCUGACGCCGCCGCAGUUUGGCGGCCUGCCAUGCCCCAACCUCACCGAGUUCCGCACGUGUGCACCGCGGACCUGCGACAGCAAGGAGGCAGCAUUCAGCCUGCGCGUGGGCGCCUGGGGAGUGUGCACCCUGGCCCCCACGCCCUCCCCUACCUCCAGCCAGCCCGCAAGCCGUGCUGCCCGCCAGGCCCGCCGCCGGAAGGGCAAGGGCCAUGAUACUGCUCGGGACCCAGAGACACGCGAGCUGAUCAAGAGCAAGAGGAACCGCAACCGGCUGAACCGCCCGGACAGCGACCUGUGGAAUGUGGAGGUGGGCUUCCAGCAGCGGCAGGUGGCCUGUGUGCACCGCAACGGCAGCACUGUGAUGCUCAGCCACUGCCCCCACUGGAGUCUCCCAGAUCUGCACCAGUCCUGCCUUGUACCCAAGGCUUGCGUGUUGAGUGAGUGGGCUGAGUGGGGUCCCUGCUCGAAGACAUGCACUGACCCCAGCACUCCAAAGGGUACCCGUAGCCGCAGCAGGCAGCUUCGCCAGCUCCCUGUGGGUGGACGCGCAGAGUGCCCCCUACUGGAGGAGAGACAGCCCUGCGAGCCCCUGGGAGACAGUGUUCCACCCUGUGCCACUUAUGCCUGGAGGACCACAGAGUGGGGUGAGUGUCGCGUGGAUGUGUUGCUCAGCCAGCAGGACCGGCGUCGUGGAAACCAGACCGGCUUGUGUGGGGGUGGCUUGCAAGUGAGGGAGGUGUACUGUGUCCAGGCAAAUGAGGAACUGCUCUCCGACCUGAGCAGCAACCAAGACAAGUCAGCAUGGCAGCCUGUGGACAGACAGCUGUGUGCAGGGCCAGUACUGAGUACCAGCCAGCUGUGUCGUCUCUCAUGUCCUAUCGAGUGUGAGGUCUCUCCCUGGGGGGCCUGGGGCCCCUGCACCUUUGAAAACUGCGAUGACCAAACAGUAAAGAAAGGAUUCAAAUUUCGACGGCGGAAGAUCACAAACUACCCGACAGGCGGAGAGGGAAGCUGUCCUCACCUGGUGGAGGCUGUUCCGUGUGACGAGCCCAGCUGCUUUAACUGGAGACUACUUAGACUGGAGGAGUGUGUCCCCAAUGGCGACAUGUACUGUGGGCCAGGGACCCAGCUCCCACAGGUCCUCUGCGUCAACAACCAUGGUAAGGAGGUGAGCAGAGAGCUGUGUAAUGAGGAUGACAUCCCUGUUGCUGUGCCCUGUGUGGUCCCCUGCCCUAAAGAUUGCGUCCUCAGCCCCUGGACAGCGUGGUCCACCUGUUCUCAGACCUGCUCAAGCAAAACAACAGAGGGCAAGCAGAUGAGAACUAGGGCCAUCCUGGCCUACAAUGCCAGAGAAGGAGGUGCCAACUGUCCGAAUGCCAGCACCCUGCAGGAGGUGAGGGGCUGUAACGAGCAUGCCUGUGUGGUGUACCACUGGCAGACAGGCCCAUGGGGGCCAUGCACAGAGGACCCCUCACUGACCACACUCAACUCCACUACCAUCGGCCCUCGGGCUGCCCCUUCUGGCCUGGAUAAACUAUCCUGCCCAACGGGUAUGCAGACCCGCAAGGUCAUCUGCGUCAAAGUCAAUGUGGGCCAAGUCCCCCCCAAAAAAUGCCCAGAAGCUCCUCGUCCACCAUCUGUGAGGCCAUGCGUAUUGCCCUGUAAGAAGGACUGUAUAGUCACACCAUUCAGUGAGUGGUCUGCCUGUCCUGUGUCCUGUGAACCAGGGGAUGGUGGCCGGAAGAGCAUGCAGUCACGUUUCCGCAUUGUCAUCCAGAGACCAGCCUACGGUGGGUUGGACUGUCCAGAGGUGCUAUAUGAAGAGAGAGAGUGUGAGAGUCUGCCUCUAAGCUCACUCUGCCCUGGUUACAGGUGGAAGACCCACAAGUGGCGCCGGUGUCAGAUGGUGCCAUGGAGCAUUCGGCGGGAAAACAAAGGGGCUCAGGAGACGUGCGGGGUGGGGCUACAGACCAGAGCGGUGUCUUGUCGGCAAUUGGACAGCUCUAUAGCAGACGUAGACCAGUGUCUGAAGUUCGCCGGCUCCAUGCCUGCUGUAAGCCAGCAGUGCCAGCUUCCAUGCCGAGAUGACUGCCAGCUCACCAUCUGGUCCAAGUUCUCGUCUUGCACAGCUGACUGUGUGGGGGUGCGCACGCGAAGGAGAGCUCUUGUGGGGAGGAGCAAGAGGAAGGAUAAGUGCAAGAACGGACAGGUGUAUCCGCUGAGCGAGACACAGUACUGCCCGUGUGACAAGUACAACGCCCAGCCUGUGGGCAACUGGUCCGACUGCAUCCUGCCUGAGGGGCGGCUGGAGGGCCCGGCAGGUGCCGCGGGCCUGCCGGGUGUGCGUGUGCAUGAAGGCAGCAGGGAGUGCGGCCAGGGCUACCGCUACCAGGCCGUGGUGUGCUACGACCAGGGGAGCAGGCUGGUGGAGACUUCGCGCUGCAACAGCCACGGGUAUAUUGAGGAGGCAUGCGUUAUCCCGUGCCCGUCAGACUGCAAGCUCAGUGAGUGGUCCAACUGGUCACGGUGCAGCAAGUCUUGUGGCAGUGGGGUCAAAGUUCGCUCCAAGUGGCUGCGGGAGAAGCCGUACAAUGGCGGGAGACCCUGCCCCAAACUGGACCACAUCAGUCAGGCUCAGGUGUAUGAGGUGGUGCCGUGCGUGAGUGACUGCAGCCAGUAUAUGUGGGUGGCAGAGCCGUGGAGCGCCUGGAAGGUCAGCAACAUGGACCUGAAGGAGAACUGCGGCGAUGGAGUGCAGACCAGGAGGGUCAGGUGUAUGCUGAACACGGCGGACGGCCCCACGGACACCGUGGAGGAUUACCUGUGUGACCCAGAGGAAAUGCCCCCAGGGACCCGCGAGAGCAGGCUGCCUUGCCCAGAGGACUGUGUGCUGUCUGACUGGAGUCCCUGGACUCCCUGUGAGCUGCCCUGCAGUGGCCGUGCAGAGCGGCAGAGGACGGCCUACACCCUGCGGCUGCCCAAGGAGGGCAGGGACUGCCCCAGGAGCACAGAGGCAGAGCCCUGCGUGCUGAACAGGAACUGCCACCACUACAGCUACAACAUCACAGACUGGAGCACGUGCCAGUUAAGCGCUAACGCUGUGUGUGGUAAUGGUCUGAAGACCCGCAUGCUGGACUGUGUGAGAAGUGACGGAAAAUCUGUGGAUCUCAAGUUCUGCAAGGAGCUGGGCCUAGAAAGGACAUGGCGGAUGAACACCUCGUGUGCAGUGGAGUGCCCUGUCAACUGCCAGCUCUCAGAGUGGUCACCCUGGACGGAGUGCUCGCAGUCUUGCGGCCUGGAAGGGAAGAUGUUCCGGAGGCGGACUGUGUUGCAAGCGUCCCAGGGUGACGGCAGGCCGUGUCCCCGUCAGCUGGAGCAGUGGAAGCCAUGUCCUGUACGACCAUGUUACCGCUGGCAGUACAGUCCAUGGUCGGAGUGCCGCGUAGAGGAUGUGGUAUGUGGUGAGGGACGCCGCUUCCGGAACCUGUCCUGCUUCGUGUCGGACGGCUCCAGCGAUGAGCAAGGCAGCCGUGUGGACGAGGAGCUGUGUGCCUCUCUCGAGCAGGCUGUGGAUGGAGACCAAACCAUCAUCCUGGAGGAGGCUUGUACCUUACCAUGUCCAGGAGACUGCUAUCUGAUGGAGUGGUCUGAUUGGAGCGUGUGCCAGGGCGUGUGCGUGAGGGGCCAGCACUUGGACGUGGGUGCUGUGCAGGUGCGCUCCCGUGCUGCCGUUGCCCAGGAGCCCGAAAACAUCGGCCAGUGUCCCGAGCAGGAGUGGCAGUCUCGUCCCUGCGCCAACGGCGAGUGUUUCAAGUAUAGGUGGGUGAUCACCCCGGGUCUGAUCUGGUGUGAGCGCUCAGAUGGAACGAAUGUCACAGGUGGCUGCCCUCCCACGAGUCCACCUGGGGUGGAGCAGUCCUGUGACCCACCUUGUGACAAGCCGCGUUCAUUCUGCUCUGAGGAUGGCCUAUGUAUGUGCGAGGAAGGCUACACGGAGGUGCUGUCUGCCGAGGGCCAGUUGGAGCAGUGCACUCAGAUCCCCGUGUUGGAGAUCCCCACGGCUGGUGGCAACGGUGCUGACGUGAAGACGAGCCAGGCGGUUGAUUCCUCCACCGGUACCACUGAGGAGCCCGGCCGGCCGGGCCGAACCUGGUACCUUCAGCCCUUCGGACCUGAUGGCAAACUGAAGACCUGGGUGUACGGAGUGGCCGCCGGUGGGUUUGUGCUCCUGGUCUUUCUAGUGUCCAUGACCUACCUAGCGUGCAAAAAGCCAAAGAAACCCCAGCGAAGACAGAAUAAUAACAGCAGACUAAAGCCCCUCACACUGGCCUACGACGGCGAUGCUGACAUGUAGACCUGCGUGGGCAACCACACACACACACACACACACACACACACACAUACAUAUAC
This is a messenger RNA of Electrophorus electricus (electric eel), 5323 nucleotides long. RefSeq names its product thrombospondin, type I, domain containing 7Ab (gene thsd7ab). NCBI's taxonomy places the organism in Eukaryota, Metazoa, Chordata, Actinopteri, Gymnotiformes, Gymnotidae. Gene Ontology annotation, biological process: actin cytoskeleton organization. The record is from RefSeq and is a predicted model, not a curated record. Gene Ontology annotation, cellular component: plasma membrane.